AUGCUGUUCCGCCAGUUCUGCGCCGUUUUGGCCGCUGCAGCACUGUCUGGCGCUGCCCCAGCUCCCGUCAAACAUGUUUUGCACGAAAAAAGAGAGGAAAGGUCAUUAGACUGGGUGAAGGGUGAUCGAGUUGAAAGUAAUGCGAUAUUGCCCGUGCGCAUUGGAUUGACCCAGAAUAAUCUAGAAAAGGGAUAUGAUUAUUUGAUGGAUGUAUCAAAUCCCGAAUCCUCGAAAUAUGGGAAGUAUUGGUCUGCCGAUGAAGUGCAUGACAUGUUUGCGCCUUCAAGCCAGACAGUCGAAGAUGUCCGCGAAUGGCUCCACUCUGUGGGAAUCGAUCCAUCUCGGGUUGUUCAUUCAGACAACAAGGGUUGGAUCGCAUUCGACGCCUAUGCUCAUGAGGCCGAGAGGCUGUUUAUGACGGAAUUCUACGAGCACAAGCAUACUGCGAGCCAGAGCAUGAAGAUUGGAUGCGACGAGUAUCAUGUUCCGGGCCAUAUUCAAGGACACAUUGACUACAUAACCCCUGGUGUCAAAUUGACCCCCGUCAUGAGGAAACACAAGAAGGCCAAACGCGCCUCUCACCUUGCCCACAGCGACCCCAUUCUGGAAGGGGUCUCGUUUGAAGAAGCAAAAUACUCGAUUCCUGCUAAAGCCAUGUCCCUUUCUGCGGAUUUACAAGGAUGUGGGUAUAAUAUGACACCAACCUGCAUCAAGGCUCUAUACGGAAUCCCGAAAGCCACCAAGGCUUCCAAGAAAAACUCGCUAGGUCUUUAUGAACAGGGCGACUAUUUUGCGAAAUCAGAUUUGGACUUGUUCUUCAAGGCUCACGCUCCUUGGGUCCCCCAGGGUACAUACCCCAUCCCUGCUUUGAUCGAUGGAGCCAAUUUCUCUGUGCCUUCCUACAGCUCUCUCAACACCGGGGAGUCGAACAUUGACAUUGACUUGGCUUAUUCAUUGAUCUAUCCCCAAUCUGUGACUCUUUAUCAGGUGGAUGAUCAACUCUAUGAGCCGGAGGAAGUUGCGACUACCAAUCUUUUUAACACCUUCCUUGAUGCUCUCGAUGGGUCAUAUUGUACGUAUAGCGCGUAUGGAGAGACUGGAAACAACCCAGACAUCGAUCCUGUCUAUCCCGACAAUCGGGAAGGAGGCUACAAGGGAAAACUCCAAUGCGGUGUCUACAAGCCAACGAACGUCAUCAGCGCCUCAUACGGUCAAUCCGAAGCGGAUCUCCCUAUCAGCUACACCAAAAGGCAAUGUAACGAGUUCAUGAAACUCGGUCUCCAGGGCCACUCCAUCCUAUUCGCAUCUGGAGAUUACGGCGUCGCAUCAUUCGCAGGAGAUGGUGGUGCCAACGGCUGCUUGGGUCCCGAACAAAAGGUUUUCAACCCACAAUACCCAUCCAACUGUCCCUAUUCGGGGGGGACCAUGAUAUAUCCGGAUCAAACAGUUGAAGAUGCCGAGAGUGUAAUGCACGCCAAUCUCGGGGGCACAGCGACUAAUUUCAGUAGCUCCGGCGGGUUCUCGAAUUACUUCCCCCAGCCUCAUUACCAGAAGGCCACCGUCAAGAAAUACUUUGAAAAGGCUGAUCUGUCCUACCCAUAUUACUCAGAGUUCAGCGUUGAUGUCAACACAACCAAGGGUCUCUACAACAGGAUCGGCCGUGCCUACCCGGAUGUUUCUGCGAAUGGCGCUCGCUUCCCAGCAUAUACCGGUGGGAAAGCUCUUCAUUAUUACGGGGCGAGUUUGGCUUCGCCAUUGUUUGCCUCAGUUUUGAAUCUGAUCAACGAGGAGCGUAUUGCGAAGGGCAAAGGCCCUGUUGGGUUCAUUAAUCCUGUGCUUUAUGCGCACCCCGAGAUUCUUAAUGACAUUACCAAUGGUACAAAUGCUGGUUGUGGUACAUAUGGCUUUAGUGCCAUCGAGGGAUGGGAUCCGGCCACUGGCCUGGGUACGCCCAACUACCCGAAGAUGAAGAAGUUCUUUUUGUCUCUGCCAUAA
Messenger RNA from Penicillium waksmanii, 1995 nucleotides. Its product is annotated as S53 family peptidase. NCBI's taxonomy places the organism in Eukaryota, Fungi, Ascomycota, Eurotiomycetes, Eurotiales, Aspergillaceae. The record is from RefSeq and is a predicted model, not a curated record. Gene Ontology annotation, biological process: proteolysis. The transcript has 9 exons. Bases 1 to 1995 code for a protein of 664 amino acids. Gene Ontology annotation, molecular function: tripeptidyl-peptidase activity; serine-type endopeptidase activity.